AUGCAGCUCGGCCAGUCAUCCCUAAGCGUGUUCCUGGUGCUGCUGCUGUUGCUGUGCCACGAAAACAAAUUUCACCGGUGGAAAGUGAACGGAGCCAUCAGUGCGUUCCAGCCGACCAUCUUCGACAGCGCGCAAUGGCGCGUCAUCUUUCACCUCUACCGGAACGUCACGAUGAUGAUGGCGGGUCGGACCGGCUACAAGACGAGUGGCAAGUUCCUGCAGAAGAAGAUCCCGGACAGUGUGCCGUUCCCGUGCGACGUCUCGAUCGGUCGCAGCCCGGAACCACCGGUCAGCGUGCACAAACUCCGGCCCGGUGACAUAAACGUGGUGGCAGCGAUCGGUGAUUCCGUCAUCACAGCAAGCGGUGCGUCAGCGACCAGCUUCCUGCAGCUAUACACCGAAAACCGGGGUCUAUCGUGGUGUAUCGGUGGUCAAUGGGCCUGGCGAAAUGCCACCACGCUACCGAACAUACUGAAGAUGUUCAACCCCAAGCUCGUCGGAUACUCGUACCGCGAUUCGUACAGCUUCCACUGGGAUUCGCAGUUUAACAAUGCUGAGAUAGGUGCUGUCUCGAAGGAGCUCCCACACAUGGCAGCUCAGAUGGUGACGCGCAUCCGGACAGACCCGCGCGUCAACUACCAGAAGGAUUGGAAGCUUCUUACGAUCACGAUCGGUGGGAAUGACAUCUGUGCGUAUGUGUGUACGCUCGAAGACCCAGAAUCACUGCCAACACGUCACCGUCGAUCGCUGUUGAAGAUGUUGCGGUAUCUUCGCGACAACCUGCCCCGAACGCUGGUCAACAUCGUGUCCGUACCGGACGUGUCAACGGUGGUGUCGGUCAAGAAGAAGCCGAUGAUAUGCUGGAUCCUGCACCAUGCUGAGUGUCCUUGUUGGGUGGGCCCGCUUCACAACUCUACCAAAGAAUCCCGGGCCAGGUGGGCUCGGAUACAGAUGCAGUACCGCAAGGUUGAGGAGGAGGUCGCCAUGCUCGACGAGUUCCGCGGGUUAGACGAGUUCGCCGUCGUUCACCAGCCGUGGACGAGGAAUCUUUCGCUCAUGAAAGGAAACGAGGUCGACUACACGCUGCUAUCGUACGACUGCUUCCAUAUGAGUCAGAAAGGCCACGCACAAGCGGCCGUGGCGUACUGGAACAACCUGCUGGAGCCGCCGGGUAAGAAGAGCACCGGCUGGAAGCCGGGCAUCGACGUGUUUCGCUGUCCUUCGCCGCAGGCACCCUACAUCUACACCUACGACAACAGCUAG
Messenger RNA from Anopheles nili, 1263 nucleotides. RefSeq names its product phospholipase B1, membrane-associated-like. Lineage: Eukaryota; Metazoa; Arthropoda; Insecta; Diptera; Culicidae. The transcript has 6 exons. The coding region runs from base 1 to 1263 and encodes 420 amino acids. The record is from RefSeq and is a predicted model, not a curated record. Gene Ontology annotation, biological process: phospholipid metabolic process. Gene Ontology annotation, molecular function: glycerophospholipase activity.